AUGACAGACUCAAAAGAAGCCCUUCUGUCCCACGUGAAAGACUACGACACCUCCGACUCCGACGCACCCCCAGCCUACGACAAACCCGCCCCGAAAGCUCCCCGCGGUGCACCACUCCCACGCCCACCACCCCUCAACCUCCCAGCCCUAAACAGCCUCCGCAGCCAGCGCGUAGUCCUGGCCUCACAAUCCCCGCGACGCAAACAAAUAAUCUCAUUCCUGGGCCUCCCGAACCUAGAAAUCAUCCCCUCAAACGCCAUCGAAGACCUACCCAAAAGCCUAGGCCCAUUCGAGUACGUGCUCGCAACAGCAACGAAAAAAGCCCAAGCAGUCUACGAGCAAGAAGUCAACAACGAGAUCAAGGGCGAGCCAGCCUUAAUCCUAGCCGCAGACACGGUCGUCGUCGACCCGUCUACCGGUACCAUCCUCGAAAAGCCACGCUCAGAAGCUCACCAUGUCAACAUGUUGCGCUCGCUGCGCGAUGCCCGAAACCACAAGGUUUACACUGCGAUUGUGGCUAUGGCGCCGUUGGCUAGUGCCCGUGACCCUGGGUAUGCGAUCGAGAGUACGGUUGAGGAGACGUCAGUGCGGUUUGAUGGGGAUGUUACCGAUGAGUUGAUUUUGGCUUAUGUGCGGACCCGUGAGGGCGCGGAUAAGGCUGGUGGUUAUGGGUUGCAGGGACUUGGAUCUAUUCUUAUUGAGAAGAUUGAUGGGAGUUAUGAUAACGUUAUUGGCUUGCCGCUCAAGGCGACACUCAAGAUUAUGGAGACUGUUAUGCAGAGGGCGGAUGAUGAUGAGGGGUUGCCUGGGGAUGGUGAGCCGAGUGAUGAGGAUGAAUGA
Messenger RNA from Penicillium concentricum, 840 nucleotides. Its product is annotated as nucleotide diphosphatase. Gene Ontology annotation, molecular function: nucleoside triphosphate diphosphatase activity. The transcript has a single exon. The record is from RefSeq and is a predicted model, not a curated record. Lineage: Eukaryota; Fungi; Ascomycota; Eurotiomycetes; Eurotiales; Aspergillaceae. Bases 1 to 840 code for a protein of 279 amino acids.